Molecule: messenger RNA, 594 nt
Organism: Geodia barretti
Lineage: Eukaryota; Metazoa; Porifera; Demospongiae; Tetractinellida; Geodiidae
Source: the annotation of a GenBank genome assembly
AAAAAAUGGGAGUUGUUCUAAAGGUUAUAAUGCCAGCUACACUAGCUGUGACGAUGAUCUGCUCACUGACUGCAGCCCUUUCCCUGGAGAGAGACCCAAGCAAUACUAGUGGUGAUGGAGAAACCCACACCUGUCCACAAGUGGAGCUCCUGAGAGGAAGAGACGGCAGAGACGGGAGAGAUGGUGUGAGGGGAGAGCCAGGAGCUCAGGGACCAAAGGGAGACAGAGGUCUGCCUGGUCUUCCAGGAGAAACAGGCUUCACAUGGUCCUGAGGGUCAGAACGACAGCGAUGGUGGGAAGGGAGAGAGAGGAGCAAAGGGAGACAGAGGAGACGCCGGAUUGCCAGGAGACAUGGGAGAGAGGGGACUGCCAGGUUUUCGGGGACCUCCCGGAAUAUCUGGUCCCCAGGGGCCAGUGGGAGACAAGGGCAGUCGCGGUUCCCCUGGUCUUGCUGGUCCUCAAGGAGUACCUGGUCUACAUGGUCCAGCAACAGGAGGAGGAACAGUCUACACUCGCUGGGGGAGGACCUCCUGUCCCUCUGACCAGGGAACAACACUAGUCUACUCUGGAAGAGCUGGGGGGUCUAACUACAAC